This is a messenger RNA of Adelges cooleyi (spruce gall adelgid), 1531 nucleotides long. Its product is annotated as coiled-coil domain-containing protein 137. NCBI's taxonomy places the organism in Eukaryota, Metazoa, Arthropoda, Insecta, Hemiptera, Adelgidae. The transcript is spliced from 3 exons. Bases 165 to 992 code for a protein of 275 amino acids. The record is from RefSeq and is a predicted model, not a curated record.
UAUUGGAAUGGAAUGAACAUGUGCGCUGUAUUUUAAAUUCUAAUUGUGUAAUUUUUAAAACUUAAAAACUAUUGUCUACAAUAAUUAUAUUCAACUAGCCAUUAUUAGUUAGAAUUUUCGAAUCGAUACUAUCAUUCUAAUAUAUUUUAGUUGUAUUCAAAUAAAUGGCUCGAAAAUUUAAAAGUAAAAAACAGAAACGUGUGAAGGAUGUAUUCGAACAGAUUGCUAAGCGAAACGAAGAAUUAAAGGGUAAAACAAAUAAGCCUCCCAAAGAUCCGAAAUAUCAAGAUGUUCCGCGAAGUUUACGAGAAUUUAUACAAUUGAAAAAACUCGCAAAAAAAAGUGCAAAAGUUAUUUUAAAACAAAAAUCAUUGAAUUACGUAAACAUCGGUGGCAGUAGGCUACCAAGACAAUCGCCAAAAUGUGCAUUUGACAUUGGAGGAGAAGAGGAACAAAAAAUCGAUGAUACAGUCUCCACUACUGAUGUCGUUAAUGAGCCAGUAACUAUUCAGUCGACGAAAGAAAAAUUGUUACAAGCCAAGCGCAAAAGGAUACUGAAAAGUAAAUUGAAAAGAGAAAAAAAGAAAGAGAAAAAAAAGCAAAAACACGACGAAGAAGUUCAAAAUAAAGUUGAACACGAUAAAGAAUACAUAAAAGAUAAUAUUGCAUUUGGAGAAACAGUGCACUGUCCACCAAGUCUGUUGGUGAAACCCAGAAAAGCCGUAGUCAACGAAUUUGAAAAUCGACCUGGCCGUAAAGACGAUUUAUUCUUGAAGUCUAUGUUGGCGGAUCCUGGAAAUAUGGCCAAAGUGAAAAAAAUAACCAAUGUGAUCCUAAAAAAACCUAGUAAAAAUGAUAUUAAACGCAAAGCAUUUACGGGAAAACGGAGGGAGUUAGCACUGUCCGAUAGACGUAUGUUGGAAAAAGAAAGGGAUUCAGCCGUAUCGGCUUACAGACAACUGAAAAAAAAUGUUAUAACUAAAAAUAUGUAAAUAAAAGUAAAUAUUAAAAUGUUAAAUGUCACCAAGUAUUUUAAUUUUCUGUCUACGCGACAGAAACUGUUAUUAAUAGUUAUUUUGAAUAAUAACUCUACACCAAUUAGUAUCAAAAUACAUAUUACAUAUUUUACAUAUUGUUUUGGUUGUUGCCUAGAACGUUUAAACUGUGUAGGCCUGAAAUACCGGCAAUAAUUAUUUCAACAACCUUGAGCAUCUGAUAUUAAUUACCGCAAGUUGUGACUUAACAAAUUACUUUUUCAUAAAACGUAAAACCACCUAAACAAAGUAUGCAUAUAAUUUGUUACCUUUUUUUAGUUGAAAUCAAAAAUAGAAUUCCCAAAUAACAAAACGCUCAAAUAUGUUUAAAAUAACACAUUAUGUUGCAAAUUUCAAUGUUUCAAAAAUGUCAUAAAGCAGACCUGUGCAUUUUUUAUUUAAAUAACAAAUAAAUAAUAAUUGUUUGAAAAUUAUAACUUAUUUGAAAUACUUUUUUAUUUAGUCAUCAAACACAUUUUUAUUUACUGCAUCAAAUA